Molecule: messenger RNA, 6646 nt
Organism: Paramormyrops kingsleyae
Lineage: Eukaryota; Metazoa; Chordata; Actinopteri; Osteoglossiformes; Mormyridae
Product: organic cation/carnitine transporter 2-like
Biological process (GO): transmembrane transport
Cellular component (GO): membrane
Molecular function (GO): transmembrane transporter activity
Source: RefSeq, a predicted model, not a curated record
UUACUAGCAAUAAGUAAUCAAAUGUCAAAAUCAAAAUACAGCUAAUGAUGCUGACGUAAAUACAAAAUAAGAGGAAAAAAACAUCAAUAUCAGCAAUCACAAAAAGCAAGAGAAUACAAAUAUGUCUUUAAUCUAGACUUGAAUAGGUAAAUUGAAGGAGACUCCUUAAUAAGUUGGAGUAAGGAGUUCCACAGUUGAGGCGCAACAGCUGCAAAAGCCCUGUCUCCCCUUGUUUUACAUUUGGUAUGUGGUACAAUAAGAGACAACUGACCAGAAGAUCUUAGAUUUCUGGAUGACUGGUACAGAAUAGUGAUGCUCCGAUUGAUCGGCCACCGAUCAUGAUCGGCCGAUAUUGGCUAAAAAUAGCUUGAUCGGCGAACCCCAAAAGCGCCGAUCAAAAAAGCCGAUCACUUGACGUAAAUUACUCGCGCAACUUUUUCACACGUGCAUGCACGGCGCACAGGUAAACAACAGCAGAGCGGAGCUUACCAGUGGCAACAUGAGUUCUCCCGUCUGGAAGUUUUUCAAAGUGUCCGAUAAAGAUGUAAAGUUAGCCGUUUGCAAUGUAUGCCGUGAUGAAAUCCCUUGAGGUGGAAGCAAGCAACGGCAUUUUAACACCACUAACAUGAUUAGGCAUCUUAGAACACGCCAUACAACUGAAUAUGCCGAGUAUGAGAAAGUAAACCACUCUACUCUCGGGGAACAUUUCAUGUGUUGACCCUGGAGGUGUCAGGCAACAGUGCUGACCAAAGUGUCACUGCCCCUCCUUCAGUGUGGGGCGCCAAGUGUCAAGCGCUUGAUUCUUCAAGAUCUUGACUGUAGCCUAUUUCUACAGUUUUUUUUUUCUCAAUAUAGUUAAUUUAGAGUUAGUUUCAUUUCUACAAAUGGUGCAAACUCUGCUAGAUUAUAGAUAAAAGAUUCUCAUUCCCCUGCCAUUCUGUGAUCGGCAGUGAUCGGCAAUCGGCAGAUCAUGAUCUUGGUGAUCGGUGAUCGGCCCAAAAAAUGCUGAUCGGAGCAUCUCUAGUACAGAACACACAAAUCAGACAAAUAGGCAGGCGCAUUCCCAUGUAAUGAUUUAAAAACUAAUAGCAAAAUCUAAAAAUCAAUUCCAAAAUUGACAGGCAGCCAAUGUAGUGAAACUAAAAUAGGAGAAACAGAAUCAUAUUUUCUUGCUCCAACUAGAAAGCGAGAAGCAGCAUUCGGUACCAACUGCAACCUACGUAUCAAGGAUUUAUUGAUUCCACAGUACAGUGAUUUGCAGAAAUCCAGAUAAAAUAAAAUAAAAGCAUGAGUCGCUUUCUCAAGAUCCCCAUGAGAUAAAAAAAGGUUUGACCUUAGCUAAAAGACAAAGUUGAAAAAAACAACUCUUUACUACGGAGUUUAUCUGCUUCUAAAAUGAGAGGCGGCUGUCAAAAAUAACCCCUAGGUUACGGACAUACGGUUUGCUAGAAUCUGAAAAGGAACCAAAGAGUUCACGACCCUUUUGAAUUUUAGCAGAAGGAUCAAUAAUUAACAAUUCAGUUUUGUUUUGAUUAAGAUCGAGAAAAUUAUCAGCCAUCCUGGAUCUUAGUUCACAGAGACAAUUUUUCAGCUGGUUUAUUUCCAAGCUACUGACAGGAAUGUAAACCUGUGUAUCACCAACAGUGAAAUGGGAUGUUGAACUUCCUGAAGAUAGCACCUAUUGGUUUUAGAUAAAUUGAAAAUAAGAUCGGGCCCAAUAUAGAUCCCUGAGGAACACCACAUUUAACAGGUGCUGGAGACGAGACAGUAUAAUUGAAUGACACAGAGAAUUGUCUACCAGUGAGAUAUGAUUUGAACCAGUUAAGAGCAGCACCUUUAAGCCCAACCUGUUGUUCCAGCCUUCUUAGCAGAAUGCCAUGGUCAACAGUAUCAAAAGCUGUAGUGAGAUCUAGAAGGACAAAAACUGCCACCCCACCUGAUUCAACAAUGAGCGAGAUGUCAUUAAACACCUUCAGAAGAGCUGUCUGAACACCAUGGAAGCGUCGGAAGCCAAAUUGGUGCAUCUCAAAUAAAUUAUUAUUGUUAAGAUGACCAACUAGUUGAUUAUGAAUGAUUGUUUCUAAAAGUUUAGCCAGAAUAAUCAGUUGUGAAAUUGGUCGAUAGGCCAACACUCCAGGAUCUAGAUCUGUUUUUUUCAGAACAGGUCACACCACUGCCUGUUUGAAUAUGAUGGCACCACCCCCUCCCUAAUGGACAUAUUAAUAAUAACUAAUAAGAGAGGGCCCAGAACAUCAAAAUCUUCAACUAAAAGGCAUGGGGGAAUAAUAUCUAGAGGACAGAAUGUAGGUUUAAGUUUAACCACGGUACUCUUUAACUGUGAGAGUGACACAGCCUCAAAGGACUCAAAUGCAAUGUCAUGAUCAACAUCCAGAAGUGAAUAACCAGCAGGAACAAUCCCAGAUUGGAUAGCAUCAGUUUUACUGACAAAAUAUGAAAGAAACUGCUCACAUGAAAGAGUACUAAUAGAUCCUGUCUCUAACUGAGGGUAAAUAACUGCGUUAAUGGCCUUAUAUAAAACCCAAGGCUUGUUAGAGUGAGAAGUUUCCAAAUCGGAGAAAUAGUCUUGUUUAGCUUUGAUCACUGCCACUUCAAAACAAAGAAGUCCUGAAGAUCUGUUUAGACACAGUUAACCUGUCUUUCUUACAGCGCCGUUCAGUGAUUCUACAUUCACUGUGCAGCUGACAUGUAGUGUCAUUUAACCAGGGAGCAGGUUUUCCGUUUUUUUAAUAAAAGCACCAUUAUUUCCAGGAUGCCUAUACACCACUGCAGACAGCAAGGAAGGAGAGCUACAUACUUCAAAAAGUUGCAGUUCUAAAACACACUGUACAACUGCAUCGUUCUGUACAUGCCUGCCUCAUAAUGUGAGCCUACACCACAGUUCAAGCAGGGAGGCAUAAGCGAUCACAGCCAGGGGGCGGUCUCGGUCUGCAUGUCAUUAUUACAUCACAGUCAGGGGGCGGUCUCGGUCUGCAUGUCAUUAUUACAUCACAGCCAGGGGGCGGUCUCGGUCUGCAUGUCACUGUUACAUCACAGCCAGGGGGCACUCUGGGUCUGCAUGUCACUGUUACAUCACAGCCAGGGGGCAGUCUGGGUCUGCAUGUCACUGUUACAUCACAGGCAGGAGGCGGUCUCUGUCUGCAUGUCACUGUUACAUCACAGGCAGGAGGCGGUCUCUGUCUGCAUGUCAUUAUUUCAUCACAGCCAGGGGGCGUUCUGGGUCUGCAUGUCAUUAUUACAUCACAGCCAGGGGGCGUUAUGGGUCUGCAUGUCACUGUUACAUAAAAGCCAGGGGAUGUUCUGGGUCUGCAUGUCGCUGUUACAUCACAGCCAGGGGGCACUCUGGGUCUGCAUGUCGUUGUUACAUCACAGCCAGGGGGCACUCUGGGUCUGCAUGUCACUAAGGCUUCGCAUUCUAUGAAUUACACUCUGAAAUGUUAUCGUCUGCUGAAAUUUACAGGAAAUGUGAACCAUGGCAGACGUCGUCAGUCUGGAGUAUUAGAUUAUAAAACACUUGGCACUUGGCCAAAGAUAAAGCCCCCCCAGCGAGCAGGGAAUUUUUAAGCCAGGUUCCUUAGUUGGCUGUCAGGAUACCAGCCGCUCUGCGGAUAGGCCUCGCACUGCUGUGGAUAGGCCUUGCACUGCUGUGGAUAGGCCUCGCACUGUCCAAGCAGCUGCUUCACAUCACAAGGGCUGUAGCAUUUGGCUCGAAAACCUCUAUUUUAAGGAAACGUUUAAUAAAGAUAUGUCUUAAUAGUCCGACGUCUGCAGUGAAACCAUUUCUGAAGCUAAAUGUGCUCCUUCCAGACAGAUUCCAGACUGGAGUGAGUAAGUAUACCAAUUAUCAUGAACCCUUCAGGCAAACACUCACCACACACUAAGAUGCUACUUAUAAAAUCAGGAUUUAUGAGCACAUGACAUGAAAUAACCUGUUUGCACUAGAUAGGCACAGAUCUCCGGCAGAUUGUGCAAUAAUUAAAAACCAGAAUUUCCGUGUGAAAGUUUGUCCCUCUUGCUCAUCUGUCUAGUGCUCAAAUUUUUGUUUUGGUUUUACAACAACCAGUCCAUGUGCUGGAAGGAAAACUGUCACAAACUGCAAUAAAGAGCACGACCUUAACCAGUAAUCUGGAAAUUGUAUUUAUAUGGGAGCAAAAGUACACUAGGCAAGCAAUAAAUAAGACACCUGUGGUUUUAGUGAGCAACAUAAAAUAUCCACAAUCCACAGAGUAUGUGCUUCUAGUGCUCUGAAGCCCUUCUCUUCUGUAAAACUCCCUUUCAGCUGUGUAGGUUCUUUUAAAAGCACGAGGACUCGAACCAGUGCUGAAGGUGGAGCUUUAACCUUGUCAGACUCUGCUGAAGGCCUGAUGAAACGCUGCCGUGAAGCAAGCUGGGUUUUAGCAAGGAGCUCAGGGUCUUUCAUGGUACUGUUUCACUGGCACCUAACUAGGGCCAGUGAUAGUUCCAACUCUCCCACUUCAAGGCAGCAGCCUCUGUCCCCUGGAACAUUUUGCUGGGCCAAGCCCACCUGCCCACACUUGGCUACAUAGCUACUUAAACAUUAACACCAGGCUUUCGGCGUAACACAGGGCAUGCCAGUCAGAUAAAAGGCCAUUUCAAAGAAAAGGCACUGCCGUUGUUUGUUUUGACACACUAAUUAAACGGAGAGAGGCAUGCAUAUGAGUCUGAGAAGCCUUCAAAGGAAAGGAUGACCUCUUGAUGACUUAAAAAAAACCAGCCAUCUCAGGUGGUGUGUUGCUGGGUGCAUAGGCAUCUAAAUGGUUAUGCAAUAAAGUGAGAGAAGUGCAGAGUACAGUGUGAAUGUCACGCUACGGCGUGCAGGUGAGCGGGGAAGCAGCAGAGUAACCCAGGAAUACUCGAAAGGGGUUUUAUUCUGUGCUGACAACAAGUAAACAAGAAACAGCAUGACACCACAAUGACUGAUCUGGGGAAGACUGACUGAGACUCGGACUAAAUACACAAGACAAGGAAAAAGGAAUAGGCAACAGGGCUACAUGAGCUUGUCGAUGGUUUUUCUGGCUGCCACGCCGCAACACCACUGCGUUGUGGUGUCCUCCACAAACGGCGAGAACAUCAGCGACUACAUCCCGCACGAAGGGACGAUCGGGGACCGGGCGCUCAGCAGGUGCAGGCGAUACAAGCACCUCAAUCGGUCCGCGGCCGGCUGGGCAAACGAAACGGAGGGAUGCCUGGACGGAUGGAGGUUCAGCGCCGACACGUACAAGUCCACCAUCGUGACCGAGUGGAGUUUGGUGUGCGAAGAUUCGUGGAAGGCGCCUUUCACCACCUCUCUGUCAUUUUUUGGGGUGGUGGCAGGGUCGCUGAUAUCCGGGCCGAUCUCUGACAGGUUUGGCCGGAAGCUGGUUUUUUUUGUCAGUCUGGUGCUGCAGAACACAUUUGCCCUGCUUCAGGCGCUCUCUAGCAGCUGGGAGUGGUACUGCACCUUCUACUUCUUCGUGGGAAUGGCAUACACCUCCAGCUACAUGUCUGCCUUCAUUCUCGGUUCUGAGCUGCUUGGUAAGUCCACCCGCGUUUUGUUCUCCUCCCUGGGGAUCUGCAUCUGCUACGCUCUGGGCUACACCUGUCUCCCCAUCUUUGCCUACUUGAUCCGGGACUGGCGGAUGCUGCAAAUGGCUCUGUCGGUUCCUGGGUUCCUCUGCGUCCCACUGUGGUGGCUCAUCCCGGAGUCCCCUCGCUGGCUGCUCUCUCAUGGUCACGUGGAGGAGGCUACUGCCAUCAUCCAAGCUAUCGCCAAGAAAAAUGGUGUCAGCGCUCCAGAGGUUAUCUUCAAGAUGGACGAUUGCUCUCAGCCGCUGAGAAAAACAGAGCCUCAGAGAGUGUACACCAUUGUCGACCUCGUCAGAACAGCUAAUAUCAGGAACAUCACUAUCCUGAACACCAUUGUUUGGAUUGUCACGUCCAUGACCUACUACGGCCUUUCCCUGAACACCCCCAACAUGGGUGGGGACCCCUACCUGAACUGCUUCAUCUCCGCCGUCACCGAGAUCGUGGCCUAUGUGGCCACGUGGCUCUUCAUGAGAUACACCGCCCGCCGCUUCACCCUCAUCUUCCUCUUCCUGUUGUCGGGGGUGACGCUUCUCGUCAUCAAGUUCGUCCCUGAUGAGCUGGACGCGGUGGUGCUGGUGCUGGCCAUGCUGGGUAAAGGGGGCAUCACUGCAGCCUACUGCUUCAUCUACAUCUACUCCAUGGAGAUGUUCCCCACCGUACUACGCAGCACAGGCGUCGGCGUUAUCUCCACCGCCGGACACACUGCCAGUAUCCUGUCCCCUUACAUCGCCUACAUCGGAGAUUACAACAUGGUCGCCCCCUACCUCCUGAUGGGCGGCGUCACCGUCUUGGUGGGCUUCCUGAGUCUGCUGCUUCCCGAAACCAAAGACAAAGAGCUUCCAGAGCUCAUCAGCCAAGUCAGACCCAUCAUGUGCAAAUGUGUGUCAGAGGACUUAGACAGCUGUUGGACAGAGAUCCUGAAGCUGGAGACUGGAGUGGUCAAGACAGGCCGAGAUGGCAGCAAGUCACAUGACUAAAUGUCACACGUCACCAUCAUUCAAGCUGCUGUUCUGGACAAUAAAUAUUAUUCCUUUGGACUGGA